Molecule: messenger RNA, 1957 nt
Organism: Carassius gibelio (silver crucian carp)
Lineage: Eukaryota; Metazoa; Chordata; Actinopteri; Cypriniformes; Cyprinidae
Gene: cryaa
Product: crystallin, alpha A
Exons: 3
Coding region: 742-1263 (173 amino acids)
Biological process (GO): lens development in camera-type eye; protein refolding; response to heat
Molecular function (GO): protein folding chaperone; structural constituent of eye lens
Source: RefSeq, a predicted model, not a curated record
UUGGCCAUGUAAAGUAUGUACAUUGGAAUUAAAAAAAAAAUUAAUGUAUGGGAACGCAUGGGAAUUUCACUCAUAUGGUACAUUCACUAGACUAAUCUCUCUCUCUUUUUGUGGUCCAUGAUUUGUAUUAUAUAGUAACAUGCUGAAAUUUUAGGCUAAGCUUUCAUAGAAUUUUGCAAACUUUUAGAAACCUUUAGGAACUUUUUAGUAAAGCUUCGGUUUUUAGGAGAAAAUAUGCUGUACCUGUACUUAUAAAGUAGUCAGAACAAAAAAAAAACUUCUGGUCAAACAAAUGGCCAUAACACACCAUUAGUAAUGCUCUGCAGCCACCCCACUUCAUUUGUAUGGACCGGUUUGUUUUGGCAGUCACUUAUUUUCCGGUGAUAACUGGCCAGCCAGGAACUACCGGGGGCCAUUCAGGGCUAGACUGUCAUUCUCAGGUCAGUGUGUACCCCACCGAUUCUGCUGACAGCACUGUUCCCACCAUGAGAUAAUGCCAUUCCAGAGAGAUCCACUUGUAAGCCUCUCUUUCUGCAGCACAGGUAUAUAACCAGCAGCUUGCCUUCACUGGAAACGGCGCACAUCGUUGGGAUCUUUGUCUACUGUACCAGAUUCUAUCAGCCUCCUCAUAUCAUUUCUUGAAAAAUUUCAUCGACAUCAGGUGCAAAUAGUCACAAUCAGGCUGAAAUUUGCCAGUCUACAAUUAGCUCAUCCAAGCUGCGAAUUCCCAAGCCUGACAUUAUGGAUAUUUCCAUUCAACACCCCUGGUUUAGGCGCACCCUGGGCUACCCCACCCGCCUCUUCGACCAGCUGUUUGGAGAAGGCCUGUUCGACUAUGACCUCUUUCCCUUUGCUGCCUCAUCUGUCAGCCCUUACUAUCGACACUCACUCUUCCGCAGCUUUCUGGACUCCUCCAACUCAGGCAUCUCUGAGGUGAGGUCUGACAGAGACAAAUUCACAGUGUACCUGGAUGUGAAACACUUCUCUCCUGAUGAGCUCAGUGUGAAGGUGACAGAGGACUAUGUGGAGAUCCAGGGCAAACAUGGAGAAAGACAGGAUGAUCACGGCUACAUCUCCCGUGAGUUCCGCCGCCGUUACCGUCUGCCUUCUAAUGUGGACCAGUCUGCUAUCACCUGCACACUGUCUGCUGAUGGCCUGCUUACUCUUUGUGGACCCAAGGCUGGUGGCAUAGAGUCUGGCCGUGGAGAUCGCACCAUCCCUGUUACCCGGGAGGACAAGACCAACUCAGGCUCCUCCUCCUAGACGGGUCACUCCCCACAGCUAGGUGGCAGUAUGGAGGUGUGAGUGGGGCUCACAAGGGCUAUUAUUUCAGAGGGCUUCUAAAGGUGGAUUUAAGCAAAUCCUCUAUUUGUUUAUCAUUAAACAAGCCCUUCUUCCCACUUCCACUUCAAAGGGUGUCAGUGUAUAUCUGACCGUAAUACCUUCUUUCAUUAGACUACACUAGCUAAUAAUCUCCAUAAUCCACUAUGAUUGUUUUCAUUUUACAUGACACACAGGAAAUGGAUCAGGAUGAUUGGCUGGGGGUCUUCUUUCUUAAUCAAGCCUCUGCAUUCCUCUCUAGUUAGAGGAUAAAUCGCAAACAGUCACUGCUCUGAUUUUUGACCAUCCUCGUGAUAUAGGUGAUCAUUGUUACAUAACAGGGUAAAUCCAUUAUUGUAUAGGAUCAGUUGGAGAACUAAAUGCUUCAGAAAUGGUUGGAGAGCUUGGUUAAAACUUGAUCUGUUUGAAGAUUUCUGAUCCUGGGGGAGAUUUCAUCACCUGUAAGACCUUGGCCUUCUCCCUUGCUUGUGUCAUGACCUCUUUUCUAGAUUUCUCUUGUCAUUGACUCUUGCCUGUCUUGUAGGUUUAGCCCUGUACUACUCAUUACUGACUCCUCAGGGGUCUACUAAAAAGUAAUGAAAAAUAAAUAAAGUUGUAUCAUUAACCAUUAAGAAAA